Messenger RNA from Anneissia japonica, 1240 nucleotides. RefSeq names its product arylsulfatase A-like. The annotation marks the transcript as partial. The transcript has 4 exons. The record is from RefSeq and is a predicted model, not a curated record. Gene Ontology annotation, molecular function: arylsulfatase activity. Lineage: Eukaryota; Metazoa; Echinodermata; Crinoidea; Comatulida; Comatulidae.
AAUUGCGGUUAGAGUUACCAUCGAAUUCAUACAACUGAUUCUUCGAUUAUAACACUUAUUAUUAACGCAUAAAGCCGGAUUUAAUCAUAACACUGUCUCAUAUCAGAUUUAAAUGGCUAGACUGACUGGUCUCAGUAUCAUCGUUCUAUUGUCGUCUGCAUUUUGGUGUGACUCCAGUAAGCCUAACAUAGUCAUUUUUGUUGGUGAUGACGUGGGAUUUGCAGAUGUUCAAGCAUUUGGAAAUCCGUUGUCGUACACACCAAAUUUAGAUGCGUUACUAAGAGAUGGAUUAAAACUGACGCAAUUCUAUAGUGCGUCUCCAAUAUGCAGUCCGUCAAGGGCUGGUCUUCUGACUGGACGCUAUCCUGUACGCACGGGAGUCUGGAAUAAUGAUGGCAAUGUUGUUUUCCAUCAGAAAUGCACGGAAGGCCUGCCACAUAGUGAGGUUACCAUUCCAGAAAUGUUGGCUAGGCAAGGCUACAAAUCCUCCCUCAUCGGCAAAUGGCAUCUUGGUGUCGGUUACAAUAGAGAAUAUCUUCCCUUGCAUCACGGUUUUGAUAAUUAUUUUGGGAUUCCACAUACGCAUGCAGAUUGUCCGUGUGAAAAAUGUUUUUUUCCAGAUGAUAACUGCACAUCUCAAGAUGGCUGUAAUUAUUCACAAGCUCCGUGUCAACUAAUGCUUGGAGAUGAAAUAAUUGAGCAACCCGUUAAUUUGAAAGAAUUAGCGGAGCGUCAAGCUAGAGCAGCGAGAAGUUGGAUUCGGGAAUAUGCUUGUACUGGAACUCCCUUUUUUCUCAUGUAUGCUUUUAUGCAUACCCAUUUACCCCAUUUCGCGGGUAAAAGAUUUCGGAAUACAACCCUAGGUGGUGAAUACACUGACUCAUUAGCGGAAUUAGAUUGGCAGGUAGGAGAAGUGAUGGAUGAAUUGAAGAAGAGUGGAGUAAUUAACAAUACGUUAGUCAUUGUUACUUCUGAUAAUGGGGCGGCGUUGGAGGAUUUAACAAAGGGCGGGUUUUCUGGAGUGUUAAAAUGUGGAAAAGGUUCGAUUUUUGAGGGCGGGGUACGUGCUCCUACUGUAGCUUUUUGGCCAGGCCAUAUCUCGAGCGGAAUAUCAACCGAAUUCCUGAGUCAACUAGACAUCUGGCCAACGCUGAGAAGUUUAAGUGGUUCCUCCGCAGAUGAUUUUAACGUCAUUCUGGAUGGGUUCGAUUUCUCAGAUGUACUUUUAAGAAAUAAAAAG